UGAUGGUUUGACGACCAUUUGUCAUCAAAAUCGUUAAUGUCAUAUUAAUCUGUUCUUUCCGGUCUAUAGACUUCUGUGAACACAAAUAAACGUCACCACAUCUCAAAAGAAAUGGAUUAAAGGAGUAACUAGCUGCAUCUGAUAUCAGAAUUCAUCUGUUAACAACUAUUUGUUUUAAGUCCAGUGAUGAUGCUCGGCUGCAUAAACCUAUAGAAGUAUUUAGGGUAACGGAAGCUUGAGUCCAUGUUCAAAAGUGACCGAAUCACGUUCAGUCGAUAUACUGACUGAAAGUGAUUUAGUCGUUCCAGAAUACUCAGCUAUGGUACAACUUUUCCUCAUAAUGUAUUAUUAAGGUUUUCAUGUGCAUUACGUCACUACAGAUUAAUGAGUAUCGAUGCUGAAUCCAGUGUCUUUGAAUAAUUAACCAAUAAAGUUCAUAUAAUUGUGCCUGACAUCAAUCUUAUCCACUUAUUUGUAGUAUCGGUCUUUCGGUAGUAAAUAUCGUAUUUCGAUAGAACAAUGAGAAGACGGAGUUGAUCUGAAAAAUGUGAUGUAUUUGCGCUAUACAUUUCGAACAAUCUGGUCACACAUAUACUUGUCAAGGUAUUUUUAUAUGAAAAUUAAUAAAGGUGAGACAAAUAAAAGUACAAUUAAAAUAAAUAAUUUGAGUAUAAGUGACUCAUCCUAGACAGGGGAAAUAUUUACAGGUGAUGCUUAACUACUAAAAUAAUAUAGCUGUUAUAAAUUUCUUUGAGGAAACCGAGAUCGCAACUUCAUUUUCUGGGGUAGCCGUAAUUUGAGGAUAGUUCACAGUAUGACUAGUACUGCAUUCGACUUUUGAGUUCUUUAAAGUUUAGGCGGUUUCUCAAUCGUUACCUUUUCUAGGAUUGAAUUUCGAAACUAACUUUUUAAAUUUUAAAUUAGAGAACAAAUACGAACAGCAAGUAUACUCAGCUUUUGUAAAUAUUCUGUCUCUUGUAUUCGAAAACACUACCAUUUUUUUCAUUGCUUAGAACCGGUUUAUUCUGUUUUCAUCGUUUAUUCAACCAAUUUUUUUCUAAGUAUAAUCAAUUUUUGUUAGAUCAUGUAUAAAGCAAAUAGUGAACUUGUAUCUCAGUGGCUCACUGAAAUAAGGGUUCUUGAUGGGGGGUUUGGAACAGAAAGUCAGAAAUUAUCAAAUCUACAAAUAAAAGGACAUUUGGCUUGGAGUUCCAGAUUAUUAAUGGACGACCCAGAAUUAGUUGUUAAAAUACACAAGUCGUAAGUUUUGUAUUUCUGUUUAUCAUCACCUAUCAGUUCUAUUGGAGUUGAACGAUACACUACAAAUAUGAAUUUAUGCAGUUACUAAGUAAAACAGCAUUUGUGCUACAUAAGAAUACUGUCUGUAAUCUCAAUCAUUAAGAAUUCGUAAGCUAUUUUCGCUUAAAAUAUUACCAAUUAGCUGUAAUUAACUCAAUAAUAUGAUUUCAUCGUCAAGUCGUAAUAAAGAUAGUUGUACCCAUAGUUCACCACUGGCACCAUAAAUACACCAAUAGAAUUUCCAUAAGAAACCAAUGUUUUUAAAGGGCAGUUUUUGUUGUUGCAGAUUACAACUACGGAAAAACUUAUAACUGCAUAAGUACAAUUUUUCGCAUUUAGCUUAUUAAAAUUUGGAGUUGUGGAUUCUUUUGUUUCCGAUUCAUAACCCUAUCAGCUUAUAAAUGUAAGAGAUUGUAUACUUUGAGAGAAGUCGUUAUAUCACAGUUAUCAUGUUUAAUUCAAUCUGUAGAUGGUACAUCAAUCGCAUUAAGAGUAAUAAUCUAAUAUUCAACACAUUCUGUCGUGUCUAGUUUUACAAGUAAAAAGAUUCACUGAUCGGUUCCGUCGUCAGGUCAACAUAUCAUGUAGUAAGAAUUCCCUGUCCUCAGUUUUUAUCUUUUAACUAACAUUCCUUCCUAAGUUAAGUGUCAGUUGAAAAGAUGAUUAUGUCUACAAAACACCACUUGAUUAUUAUUAAUCCUUGAUAAGACAAUUUAGUUACAUUUGCUAUACUACUGCAGAGUUUUCUGAUCUUUCAAUGCAUAAUGUUAUAUUAAAGCUUUUUGCAUGCUGGUUGUGAUGUGAUUUCUACGAACACUUAUCAAGCAGCGCCCUCAACCUUGGUGAAGGCACUUGGUAUAAAUGAUGGAGAAGCGAAAAACCUUAUGCGUACUGCUGUACAUCUAGCUCAAAGAGCACGUGAGAAAGAAAAUAAUUCAGAUAAUGCAAGUGAAUUCCAACGAAAAUUGCCUGUUCUUAUUGCCGGGUCUUUAGGUCCAUACGGAGCAUGCAUUGCUGACGGAUCAGAGUAUACUGGGUCGUAUGCAAACAAAGUUUCAUUCACUGAACUAGUGGAAUUUCACUUAUCAAGAGCACAAAUUUUAUUGGAGUCAGGAGCAGAUUUCAUAGCAUGGGAAACUGUUCCACUUUUAAAAGAGGUUUCAUCAAUAUGUGAAGUUAUGCGCAGACUACCAUCGGCAUGUUGCUGGAUAUCAGUUUCGUCACCAGAUGGUAAAGAAACAUCCGGUGGGGAUUUACUAGCUUCAGUCGCGUGUGAGGUAGCAAAGUGUGAACAGGUACGUCAAACUCUAAUCUAAAAUGAAAUUAAGAUCGUUGUCUCCUCAGAUGUAUAUACGGUUUAUUAGACUUUGUGUUUUCUAGGUGAAUUUCACUUCAACUAUAUACAUAAGCAUAGUAGCUAUGUAAGCGAACUGUGCUAAGGAACAAUCUCCCUCCAAAUGUUCAAAAUACAUGUAUUAGAACCAGAGAAAUCUAAAUGAUGUAUUGUUAAUUAAUCCAGAGACAACACUUACCACUAAUGGUACUAUUCAACUGACCAAACUGAAGUACAUGAUGUGGAGUUCUAAUCUAUUGCUUAAUAUUUCCUACUUAUGUAAUGAUAAUAGUAAUGCUCAAAUAUGAAUUAGCUGCUUGUAAUCUAUCAUAUAUUAUAAUUUUUUAGCGAUUUCAAGUAUGAGUAUACUUUAUGAUGUGCUGUUAAAGUGUUCAUAUUAGUGCUUAGUUGUAUUUAGUUUAUUACUAACUUAUCACACACUAAACACUGAUAAUACAUGUCCAACAUUAUACUACUAGGUUUUCGGUGUUGGAGUUAAUUGUAAUAUACCACAUGAUUGUAUUGGUAAGGGACUUGCUAACUUAAAUUCACAAACAUGUAAAGAAUCAGAAAAUACUUCCAGUAAAUUACUAUUAUUUUACGCAAAUGAUGGUCGUUUAUGGAUACCUAAUGAUGGCGAUAAAGAGCAAGAUCAUUUUGGUGAUUAUCUACAAUACAAUCAUGAAAGUUGGUUUCAAAACACCAUCAAAUGGGCAAAACGUCGUGAAAUUUCAGAUGAUGAACACUUACAUUAUUCAGUAAAUUAUAAACCUCCUUUGGCUCAGUGGGUUGGUGGAUGUUGUAAUGUUGGACCUGAACGUAUAAGAAGGCUUGCAAAAUGGAUGAAACCUGAUGAAUUUAUUUGCUGACUGAUGCUUGAUAUUCGACUAACUGUUAGAUUAUAUGAUUGUUUCAACUAUCCUACUUCAUUCAUGCUUUACUUUGUAUGAAUUAAGCAGUUUUAAACGAACAGUUCGAUGAUUAAAUAUAUCGCGUGAAUUCUAUACUUA
This is a messenger RNA of Schistosoma haematobium, 3642 nucleotides long. It is a transcript of the gene HMT2, whose product is annotated as sulfide-quinone oxidoreductase. Lineage: Eukaryota; Metazoa; Platyhelminthes; Trematoda; Strigeidida; Schistosomatidae. The transcript has a single exon. Gene Ontology annotation, biological process: S-methylmethionine cycle. The record is from RefSeq and is a predicted model, not a curated record. Gene Ontology annotation, molecular function: S-adenosylmethionine-homocysteine S-methyltransferase activity; zinc ion binding. Bases 2184 to 2615 code for a protein of 143 amino acids.